UAUUUCCAGAUAAUUAUUUUCUUGCUGGGUAAAAUUCGACUCCUCACUUUGGGAAAAUUGUGAGUUUACAAGGAAAGAUGGGAAGGAAACCAUGUUGUGAGAAAGUAGGGCUGAAGAAAGGGCCAUGGACAGCUGAGGAAGAUAAGAAGCUGGUCACCUUCAUCCUCACCAAUGGCCAAUGCUGCUGGCGAACUCUUCCUAAACUUGCAGGUUUGUUAAGGUGCGGCAAGAGUUGCAGGCUGAGGUGGACUAAUUACUUAAGGCCAGACCUUAAAAGAGGACUUUUAUCUGAAGAUGAAGAGCAAAUGGUGAUUGAUCUCCAUGCUCAACUUGGCAACAGAUGGUCUAAGAUUGCUUCUCAUCUCCCUGGAAGAACUGAUAAUGAGAUCAAGAACCACUGGAACACUCACAUCAAGAAGAAGCUGAGGAAAAUGGGCAUCGAUCCUCUCACCCACAAGCCAUUAUCAACAGCUGAAGAACAGCAGGAGAAAAAGAAGCAAGUUUCCAAGGAGCCUGAACCAAAAGAGGAAGAUAAGACCAUGACCAGAACAUUAUUUGACCCAAUGGCAAUGAUGAAUAAUGAUAAUAUUGAUGGUUUUUCCAUUGAUGAAGUUCCAUUGAUUGAACCCUAUGAAAUCUUGGUCCCUGCUGCUCCAUCCACUUCUUCUUCAUCAUCAUCAUCAUCAUCGUGUUCUUCUUCUGCUACAAAUUCUUCCAAGUUCCUCGAAGAUUUGCACUACUUUCCUGUUGAUUUUGAAUGGCCCUCUGACCACACCACCACCGAUACUGAUAGCAACAAUUUGAGGCUGUGGAAUAUUGAUGACUUCAGCAGCUGGGAUUUGCUAAUCAAUAAUGAUGAUGAUAGUGAUAGGGAGCCAGCUCUUCAUUCAUUACCAUCUCCUCUAAUUCAGAACCCAACUAUGGGUGUUGAUUAUGACUCUUGGACAUAUGAACUUUUAUAAUUUUAUUCUGAUUUU
Messenger RNA from Hibiscus syriacus, 977 nucleotides. RefSeq names its product transcription factor MYB20-like. The record is from RefSeq and is a predicted model, not a curated record. Bases 78 to 962 code for a protein of 294 amino acids. Lineage: Eukaryota; Viridiplantae; Streptophyta; Magnoliopsida; Malvales; Malvaceae. The transcript has 2 exons.